This is a messenger RNA of Linum tenue, 4057 nucleotides long. NCBI's taxonomy places the organism in Eukaryota, Viridiplantae, Streptophyta, Magnoliopsida, Malpighiales, Linaceae. The record is from the annotation of a GenBank genome assembly.
CAAUUUGACGGCUGCGCUGCGCGCGUGGGCGAAGAAAUCGGGGCGGAACUCCCAAACCUCCCUCGUGUCUGCCCCGUCUUUCUUGUUUUAGGUCCACAAAUACGAAGAACACAGAGCGCAGCCGCUGGCAAAAGCGAACGCUUCGACAGUUCCGCCACCGCCACUCGCCGCCAACUGUCCAUCCUCCACCAUCAAUAACUCCUCCGUCUCCCCUCCUUAUAAUCACCACAAGUUCCCACUGUUGUAAAACCAAAAGAAGAGAGAGUUUCUGAAAACUUCUGAUAGGAAAAAAUGGCGGCAAUCAACAACCAGAUGAGCUCCAGUAGAACCUCCGCCGACGCCUCCCGCCUCUUCUCCUCCUCCAGAAGCUUCGCCGGCGGAGACCGCUCCGCCGCCUUCCUCUACGUCGGAAAACCUGCGAGGAGAACCGUUCCUUCGGGGUUUAAGCUUAGAUCGAUGAAGCUCUCCGAGCCGUCUGUUCCCUUGCCCGACAUUCCAAUCUCUCCCAACGGUCCCGUACCUGCUGACAAGCUAAACUCUGCUCCCGACAGCGUAGCAGUGAAUAAUAUCUUGGGCAAUGAUAAGACGAGGCCGAUUGCUCUGAGGAAGACAAAGAUAGUUUGCACGAUCGGUCCAUCCACGAGUUCUCGAGAAAUGAUAUGGAAACUUGCAGAAGCUGGGAUGAACGUGGCUCGUUUGAAUAUGUCGCAUGGAGACCAUGCCUCGCAUCAGAAGACGGUUGAUCUGGUUAAAGAGUAUAAUGCGCAGUUUGAGGACAAAGUUAUUGCGAUAAUGCUAGAUACCAAGGGUCCUGAGGUUAGGAGUGGAGAUUUGCCUCAGCCAAUCAAUCUCGAGGAGGGUCAAGAAUUUAAUUUCACAAUCGAAAGAGGUGUUGCAACUGAGGACACCGUGAGUGUGAAUUACGACGACUUCGUGAAUGAUGUGGAGGUUGGAGAUACUCUACUUGUGGAUGGUGGAAUGAUGUCGUUAGUUGUGACAGCUAAGUCAAAGGAGGUGGUCAAAUGUGAAGUAGUUGAUGGUGGGGAACUAAAAUCACGUCGUCAUUUGAACGUGCGUGGUAAAAGUGCAACUCUUCCAUCAAUUACAGACAAGGACUGGGAUGAUAUCAAAUUUGGAGUGGACAACCAGGUUGAUUUUUAUGCUGUCUCAUUCGUUAAGGAUGCUAACGUGAUCCAUGAGUUGAAGGAUUAUCUUAAGAGCAACAAUGCAGACAUCCAUGUGAUCCCAAAGAUAGAAAGUGCUGAUUCUAUUCCAAAUCUUCAUUCAAUACUUUCUGCUUCCGAUGGGGCUAUGGUCGCUCGUGGAGACCUCGGUGCUGAACUUCCAAUCGAGGAAGUUCCUCUGUUGCAGGAAGAUAUCAUUAGAAGGUGCCACAGCAUGCAGAAGCCAGUUAUUGUGGCGACAAACAUGCUAGAAAGUAUGAUCAAUCACCCUACACCAACAAGGGCUGAAGUAUCUGAUAUAGCAAUUGCAGUUCGUGAAGGAGCUGAUGCUAUCAUGCUUUCUGGAGAAACUGCACACGGAAAAUAUCCAUUGAAGGCUGUUAAAGUAAUGCAUACCGUGGCAUUGAGGACAGAGGCAAGUUUGCCAUCAAACACAGCUCCCCCGACUGGGUAUUAUGUUCUGCAGAGCCAUAUGGGUGAUAUGUUUGCCUUUCAUGCUACAAUCAUGGCAAACACUCUCAAUACACCAAUCAUCGUUUUCACGAGAACUGGUUCCAUGGCAGUGCAGUUGAGUCAUUACCGUCCUUCCUCGACAAUUUUCGCCUUCACCAAUGACGAAAGGAUAAAGCAGAGACUGGUACUUUACCAGGGGGUUAUGCCAAUUUAUAUGGAGUUCUCGAAUGAUGCAGAUGAGACCUUCUCCCGAGCACAUAGGCUCCUAAUGGACAAGGGUCUGUUGGUGGAAGGGCAGCACGUUACUCUCGUCCAGAGCGGAGCUCAACCGAUUUGGCGUGAGGAGUCAACCCACCACAUCCAAGUUCGAGAGGUUCAGAGUUGAUUUUUAAGGACCGUAUGGAGCUUUCUUUGUUUUCUUAACUUAAGUAGGGUUGCUGUGAACUAGCUGCACGUUAUAUGAAGCAUUUGUUUAUCAAUACAUGCAUUAAAAUUUUCAUUGCAUGAACAGCCGAAGAUCUUAGUGGAUUUUUUUUCUCGUGUGAUGAUUGUUUGUUGUAAAAUCCUCUUCACUUGGACGAAUAAAACCCCGUCAGCCAGAAGUUUUUGCAUCGGCUUCUGCCUGAUGGCUCUGUGUUCCUGUUUAGUCCCCAUGUUCUUGCUUGCUCUCUUCGCUGCUGCUGAACAUUGAACUUGCUGAUAAUCAUACACUUGAUUUCUAGGGCUAGAUCUAGAAUGAGGGUUGCUGACAAAAGUUACAGGCUUACAGCCACUCUCAUUAAAAACCUUCCUCAUUUCCCAAUCCCUAGCUUAGAUCAGAUUAGCACACAUUCCCCUCUUUCUGCAGAAGCUAAAGAAACCCAUUCCACUCUCAGUUUAUUCAUUCUAUACUGCUUGCUACAAUGCUUCAACUUGUUAACACAGACCAAGUUACAUAACUUAGACUUCACACUUGUGGCUAUCAUCACUAUAAUCAUCAUCUUCUUCUUCUUCCGAGUUGCUGUUAUUCUUCCCUUCAAGCUUGAUGUUCUUGUACCACUUGGCACAAGCAAUGUACACAAACAGGUCGAGCGACGUCAGGGCGGCCAACAGGAAGUAGAACCUGUCAAGGUGACCUAUGUUCAGAUUCCCCGGGAUCCACCCUGGCAUAUGGUCCACGGUCGAGAUCUUCAUCACCAUCGUCACCAGCAGGCUGCUCACGUAGUUCCCAAGCGAGAUCGAGGUCAUGCACAGCGCACUGCCAAAGCUCUUGAGCCCGUCGGGGGCCUGAGCGUUGAAGAACUCCAACUGCCCGACGUACAUGAAAACCUCGGAGGCUCCUAUCAGCGCAUACUGCGGUAUCUGCCACAUUAUGCUCAAGGAGCUCGACCCUUCACAACGCAGGCAAUCCUUCUGUGCAUAUUUGAGCCUGUAGCACUCCACGGUCCCUGCACAAACCAUCGCUACUACGGCGAUCACGAGCCCGAUCCCCAUCCUCUGCAGCUCGGUAAGCCCCUUGGCACUCGUUCCCCUGAUCCUCGCGACCAAAGGGUCCAGUACUCGUCUGUACAGGAAGAUGAAGAGGGCCACGCUGAGGAUGUCAAAGCUCGACAUGCUGGCUGGUGGGAUCUUGAAGUUGGCUAUGGUUGUGUUCAUUGCAGCGCCUUGCUCGACGAACAGGGAGGCCAUCUGCGUGAAGACGACGGAGUAGAUGAUGGUGCAGAGCCAGAUGGGGAGGAGUCUCAGUAUGCAUUUCACUUCCUCUACUUGUGAUACAGGGCACAGCCUCCACGGGUUACGGUAACCUCUCUUCUGAUCAUCUAUAUCUCUUGAUGAAAUGUAAGCUGCUCUGUCCAGAAACCUGAAUCCAUGAGUGUGCAGGAUCUUCCUCCCAUUCCCACUGCCAGAGCCGUCUUUGGCAUCCACAUCAUACAAGCCAUCGCCAUCUCCUCCCAAUGCAAACUUGCACUUCUUUAUGGACGCCACAAGCACCUGACAGAACCGCGCCAAUGGGUUCCCCGUGGGCUUGAAAUGGCGGUACCUGCUCGAACCCGCGAGGAACAGGACCAGAGCAGCGAAGGCAGAGCCAGCAGACGCCCAGAAUCCUAUCGCCCACACGCCUUCGUCCUCGAAGUAGCCCAAGAUGGUGUUGGAGAAGAGGGAGCCCAAGUUCAAGGCCAGGUAGAAGUAGCUGAAGAAGGCGACUUUGGAGUGUCCUUCGAUGGGGUCUUCCUCGUCGAACUGAUCUGCUCCGAAUGUCGCGAUGUUGGGCUGGUAUCCUCCAUUUCCUAGGGCAAUGAGGUAGAUGGAGAGGUAGAAGAGUCCUACUUCCAUGUUGGUGUGUACUCCGCAGGGAGUUAUGGCAUCCCCACAGCCUUUUGGGCGGAGCAAGAAGAGGUAUGAUGACAGUGACAGUAACACCAAACCCAUGACAAAGAUGC